AUGUUCACCCAGCAGAUACGGAUGUUUUCGAAGUCUACUCUUCGUUUAGGAGCUAAAAUGAAGGUGUAUGAACCGAUACCUGCAAAAAGAGGAGGAAUGCCAUUAAUGAGCUAUAUCAGGGAAGCACAAUAUUCUAAGCUGGAUCAGACAGGGCAGAAGAGAAAACAAUUUAAACUCGAUAACCCUGGAAGAUUGAGAGCAGACGACAUUGUUACCAUCGUCUACAAAGAUCAGAAGCCUCUUACGGGUCAGAUUCUUGCCGUUAAAAGACAAGGUGUCGCAUCCGACAUUUUAAUUAGAAACAAAGUGGGAGGUGUCGGCGUUGAUAUACAUAUUCCGGUGUUCCACCCUAACAUUCUACGUGUGGAUGUGGUCAGAAGACCUGUCAAAUACAGACCAAGAAACAGACAUUACUACAUUAAGAAUUCACGGUUGGACGUGGGAGAUGUUGGAGGUAACCGUUAG
Molecule: messenger RNA, 465 nt
Organism: Brettanomyces nanus
Lineage: Eukaryota; Fungi; Ascomycota; Pichiomycetes; Pichiales; Pichiaceae
Exons: 2
Coding region: 1-465 (154 amino acids)
Biological process (GO): translation
Cellular component (GO): mitochondrial large ribosomal subunit; ribosome
Molecular function (GO): structural constituent of ribosome
Source: RefSeq, a predicted model, not a curated record